GAAGGAAAACUGCAUGCAUAUUUAUGCAUCUCCAUGGCUAUUGUGUGUGCGUGUGUGCACUCACCCAUAUAUGUCCAUGUAUAUGCACUGAGUGCACACACAUGUGGAGACCCGAGGUCAACUUUGAGUGUCAAUUCUCAGUCACUGUCCACAUUGGUUGUUUUUUCUAAUUACAUUCAUUUAUUUACAAAAGUCGUGAGCCACAGCACAAAGGUGGAAAGCCCGAGAACUACUUUCAGGAGUCAAUUCUCUCCUUCCAGCAUGUUAAUUCCUGAGAUCAAACUCAGGUCAGCAGGCUUAGAUGACAAACUCUACCAGCUGAGCCACCAUGACGACUACUUUGUGUUAGAGACAGGCUCUCUCACUGGCCUGGACAGCAAGCCCCAGGGACUGUCACCACCUCCUAGCAGCAGAACUACAGCCUCCAGUGCGACCUCUCACCUGGAUUCUAGGGAUCACACAGGUACCCCUGCUUUCACAGUAAGCACUUCCUCAGCUGAGCUCUAUCCCACCACUGUACAUGUGCUUGAAUUUCCAAUAAGUCUUGACCUUCUAAAAUAAUUGCUCCCUCGCAUGGCCCUAUCUACAGCUUUGUUUGUUUUUCUGUUUGUUUGUUUGUUUGUUUGUUUGUUUUGAUAAGCCGGGAGCUUCAUCUUCAAAGUUCAGUGUGAUCAAAAUAAGAAAAGCUUGUGCAUCUCUUUCCCAUUAAUGCUAUGACAAAGCACCCCAAACCGAGGAUUUUAAAAAUAACACAAAUGCAAUGGCUUCCCGGUCUAGGCACCAGAAAGGCACAAUGGGUUGGUGAUGGUGGCUGGGUUACUUCUUGACAUUCCAAGGGAGAACCAAGGUGUUCCUCUGCUACUCAAGGCUGUUUUCCUGGUCCCUUCUACUUCACUCUGGCCUUAGUUUUCCCUUCACAGUCUCCUUGGAAGCUAACUCCCCUGCCUUCCCUUUACCCCUAAGCACAUCUUUAUAAAAUAUUGGGCACACCUGGAUAAUCCAAAAUCACUUCUCCAUCGAAAGAGUUUAGCUUAAUCACAUCUAUGAAGUCUCCCUUGCCAUGAAAAAUAAUAGGUUCUGGGAGUUCAGUGUGGGCAUCUUUGGGGUUGCAUUGCUCUACCUGCCACAGCCUGGGGGGACUCUGGUAUAAAGAUCAGCACUGUGACCCACGCACCCACCUCUGAAUGUAUGCUGGGUGCCUACGUACUGCACCCUGAACUAAAACGCACCAUCCCAGCCUGUCCCCUUGCCUGAUUAUAUAACUUGCUGAACUCAGGCAUUAUCUCCUGGCUCUCAGGAAUGCUGCAUGGAAGCCAUCUGCAGGCAUCUUUGUCCACUUCAGGAAGAUUCAGGAAUUGUUAUAUGCCGUUCUCAUUGUGACUAAGUGUAAGGAAAACGCUGGAGAAAGCCAAGGAGGGAGGAAAAACAGACCUGCUCUCAGACGGCUGAUCUGGAGAAUGGCGGACAAGAAGGCAACGUAAUGAGGGUUGUGCAGACUCAAAUAAAUGUGGUAACCUUUUUACCCCACUAAUCAUCAGUCCAGAAAUGCACCGUGAGGGCUUGAUGAACUUUUGUAUAAAUGCAGCUAGUGAAAUGCUGUAGAAUGCUGGUGGGGAGGAGUGGGAGUCAACUAAAUGUUCUCAAGGAAGUAACUACACAAGCAUAUGCCUCUACAUUACAGAAAACCCAGCCACAUAAAGGCCUUUAAAAGACGAUUACAUCAGAGAUUUGAGAAGUAUUAGUGACAGACUCAGGAUCUACCACUAAGGUCCCCAUCUCUAGCUCAAGCUGGCCUUGAAUUUACUCCAGCAUGUGGGGAUAGCGUGUCCCACCUGGUAAACCAAAACUUGGGUUUCGAAUCUUGGUUGUUUAUUAUUUCAUAAAGAGGGGUGUGUGCGUGUGUGUAUGUGUGUGUGUGUGUGUGUGUGUGUGUGUAUGUGUGUGCAACGACGCGGUACAGGGGGCACUAAAAAGUAUAGAUUUCACGUUGUUAACCAUGGCUGCUCCUGAGUUUUUAUUUUGCUUUCAUUUGUAUUUCUUAUGGGCUGACAAUGAAGGGGAAUAGGGGAUUCUGAGAGAGAAUGUCUCCUAGAUUGCUUACCUGGGUUUUUGGUUUUUGGUUUUGUUUGUUUGUUUGUUUGUUUUUAAGUAGUUACAAACUUGACCCAAGAUGUCCCUCUACUGGAAGGUGGAACGCGGCUGUAACUGGCACCUGAGUGCGGCUUUGUAAAAUAUCUUAUUGUAUUCCAGCCCUUUGCAAACAAGAAACUGAAACUCAUAAGGUAUUAUGCUUAUUCAAAAUUUUAAAGGUGAGGGAGGAAAUACUUGUAAAAGUAGAGACUAAACCUGCACGCUAAAAAAACUGUCAAUUCUGGAUGCACUUGGAAUACUGACAGCUAACAUUUUGAACUGUCGGUAUAGGAGGAUCACGUGGAUUAGUUUUCUCGGUUUACAUUUUGUUAGUUUAUAUCUAGGGCUAGAGAACUAAAGGAUGGGGACCCCGACGCCACCAGGUUGCGGUCCGAACCCAGACGCCUUUCCGCGCGCUAACGCUUUUGGUACCUCUCGGCUGAGUUCAACUAGAUCCGCCCUCUGACUCGGGCACAUUCGUACUACACUUGUUCCCGCCUCGACUCUUCUUCGGCUACAAUCGGCAGGCUGUCCUCUUGAACUUGGCUCCCUUCGGCCACAUCCGGCCUACUCUCAGAGUUGGCGUUUGCAGCCACCUCUGUUCCAAGCUCCUCCCACCUUCGCUUGCCUGCUCUGCGUUCGGCCAGCGCUCGGCUCGACUCGGCUCUUUCCGUCAACGCGCGGCCGCGGUCCCGGAAGGGCGCCCAUGGAGCGGGGCCUGCCGGGCGAACGCCAGAGUAUGGCGCCUCUGUUGGAGUACGAGAGGCAGCAGGUGCUGGAACUGCUCGACAGCGACGGGCUGGUGGUGUGCGCCCGCGGGCUCGGCGCCGACCGGCUCCUCUACCAUUUCCUGCGGCUUCACUGCCACCCUGCCUGCCUGGUGCUGGUGCUCAACACGCAGCCUGCCGAGGAGGAGUACUUUAUCAAUCAGUUGAAGAUCGAAGGAGUUGAACACCUCCCUCGACGGGUGACAAAUGAAAUCGCAAGUAACAGUCGCUAUGAAGUCUAUACGCAGGGCGGUAUUAUAUUUGCAACAAGUCGAAUACUCGUGGUUGAUUUCUUGACUGGCAGAAUACCUUCAGAUUUAAUAACUGGCAUCCUCGUGUACAGAGCACACAGGAUCAUUGAGUCUUGCCAGGAAGCCUUCAUUCUGCGCCUCUUCCGCCAGAAAAACAAACGUGGCUUCAUCAAAGCUUUCACCGACAACGCUGUUGCCUUUGACACUGGCUUUUGUCACGUGGAAAGAGUGAUGAGGAACCUUUUCGUGAAGAAGCUCUACCUGUGGCCAAGGUUCCAUGUAGCAGUCAACUCAUUCUUGGAACAACACAAGCCUGAAGUCGUAGAGAUUCACGUGUCCAUGACUCCGGCCAUGCUUGCCAUCCAGACAGCCAUACUGGACGUCUUAAACGCGUGUCUGAAGGAACUUAAGUACCACAACCCGUCGCUAGAAGUAGAAGACUUGUCGUUAGAAAAUGCUCUGGGGAAGCCAUUCGACAAGACAAUCCGCCAUUACUUGGACCCUUUGUGGCAUCAGCUUGGAGCCAAGACUAAAUCCUUGGUGCAGGAUUUGAAGAUACUAAGAACGUUACUGCAGUAUCUCUCUCAGUACGACUGUGUUACUUUUCUAAAUCUUCUGGAAUCUCUGAGAGCAACAGAGAAGGUGUUUGGUCAGAAUUCAGGUUGGCUUUUCCUGGAUGCUAGCACCUCCAUGUUCGUGAAUGCUCGUGCCCGAGUUUACCGUGUCCCAGAUGUCAAACUGAGCAAAAAGACCAAAACAUCGGAGAAGAUGGCAGGUCCAGAAGAGCAAGAAACAAAAAAAGAACUGGUCCUAGAAAGCAAUCCAAAGUGGGAAGCGCUGACUGAAGUCCUGAAAGAAAUCGAAACAGAAAAUAAGGAGAGUGAAGCCCUUGGUGGCCCAGGCCAGGUGCUGAUCUGUGCGAGCGAUGACCGCACAUGUUGCCAGCUCAGAGACUACCUGACUGCUGGCGCAGAAGCCUUCCUACUGCGGCUCUACAGGAAAACCUUCGAGAAGGACGGCAAAGCUGAAGAAGUAUGGGUAAAUUUUAGAAAGGGAGAUGGCCCAAAGAGAACUAUGAAAUCUGACAAAAGACCCAAAGAUGCCCAAAACAAAGAGCGUGCUUCCACCAAAAGGGGUGCUCUCAAAAGGAAGAAGAAGCGAGAGCUGACUCUGACGCAAGUGUUGGGGACUGCUGAGGAGCCGCCAGAGGAAGGGGCUGUGGAGGAAGACCUGCACAAACAGACCGGAAGUAGCCCAGAAGUCUGCGGGGGAGAGAUUCAGCAUGAAUCAUUUGAUUUAAACGUGUCAUCUGAUGCAGCCUAUGGCAUACUGAAAGAGCCCCUGACCAUCAUCCAUCCGCUUCUGGGAUGCAGCGACCCCUAUGCCCUGACACGAGUACUGCACGAGGUGGAGCCUAGAUACGUGGUUCUGUAUGAUGCAGAGCUCACUUUUGUUCGGCAGCUGGAGAUCUACAGGGCCAGCAGGCCUGGGAAACCUCUGAGGGUUUACUUUUUUGUAUAUGGAGGCUCCACAGAAGAGCAGCGCUACCUGACUGCUCUGCGCAAAGAAAAGGAAGCGUUUGAAAAGCUCAUAAGGGAAAAAGCUAGCAUGGUUGUCCCUGAAGAACGGGAAGGCAGAGAUGAAACCAACCUGGACCUGGCAAGAGGCACAGCAGCCAUGGACACUCCCACUGACACUCGGAAAGCUGGUGGCCAGGAGCGGAACGGCACACAGCCCAGCAUCGUGGUGGACAUGCGUGAGUUUCGGAGCGAGCUCCCAUCUCUAAUCCAUCGGAGGGGCAUUGACAUAGAGCCAGUGACUCUGGAAGUGGGUGAUUACAUCCUGACACCUGAGCUUUGUGUGGAGCGCAAAAGUGUGAGCGACCUCAUUGGCUCGCUGCAUAGUGGCCGCCUAUACAGCCAGUGCCUAGCCAUGUCCCGCUACUACCGGAGGCCUGUGCUACUCAUCGAGUUUGACCCGAGCAAGCCCUUCUCCCUGGCACCACGGGGUGCCUUCGUCCAGGAGAUGAGCAGCAGUGAUGUGAGCUCUAAGCUCACACUCCUCACCUUGCACUUCCCACGCCUGCGGCUGCUCUGGUGCCCCUCGCCCCAUGCCACAGCCGAGCUGUUUGAGGAGCUGAAGCAGAACAAGCCACAACCUGAUGCGGCCACAGCCAUGGCCAUCACCGCAGACUCAGAGACGCUACCUGAGUCAGACAGGUAUAACCCUGGCCCCCAAGAUUUUGUGCUAAAGAUGCCUGGGGUCAAUGCCAAGAACUGUCGCUCCCUGAUGAAUCAAGUGCAGAACAUCGCAGAGCUGGCCACCCUGUCCCUGGAGCGACUCACGGGUAUCCUGGGGCACUCGGGAAAUGCCAAGCAGCUGCAUGACUUCCUGCACACUGCCUAUGCAGACUUGGUGUCCAAAGGCAGAGUGAGAAAGUGACUGUUCUCACAGGGCUACGUAUCGUCAUUUGCAUAGCAUUCAUUCUUUCCCCAGGCAAUUAGGGCCUGGCAUUCUGUCCCCCAGGGCAUUUGUCCAGAAGCCAGGAUUUCCCCCUGGGCUCUGUGCUGAGGUGUGUGUUUGCCCCCUCUUGCUGGCUCUUGCCCCUCUGUGCUCUGUCUAUGCCAUGCCUGCAGUGACCCAUUUUCAGUAAGGUGUGGUGAGAUCAUGCCCCUUGAAGCAAACACAACCCAGUUUGCUUCUCAGGCUAGUGGAAGCACGCCAUCUUGGUCCUAACACUGGCUACACAGGGCUUGGUAGGCCUGAGACACGGCUGCUGUUCCUAACGAGCUUCUUCACCUCCCACUCACAGAGACAAACUGGCUCACUAGUCUCCUGGUCACCAGGUAUAUGUAACAUGUACUGUGACUCGGUUGUUUAAACCAGUGUUUUUAACAGAAUUAAUUGCUUAUGGACAAGAUUUGAUGAGUUAAUAAAGGGCUCCUCAGAA
Messenger RNA from Rattus norvegicus (Norway rat), 6098 nucleotides. The record is from RefSeq and is a predicted model, not a curated record. Lineage: Eukaryota; Metazoa; Chordata; Mammalia; Rodentia; Muridae.